Carlito syrichta (Philippine tarsier) is the source of this 3478-nucleotide messenger RNA. It is a transcript of the gene HECTD3, whose product is annotated as HECT domain E3 ubiquitin protein ligase 3. The coding region runs from base 96 to 2495 and encodes 799 amino acids. Lineage: Eukaryota; Metazoa; Chordata; Mammalia; Primates; Tarsiidae. The record is from RefSeq and is a predicted model, not a curated record. Gene Ontology annotation, molecular function: ubiquitin-protein transferase activity. The transcript has 22 exons.
GGCCGGAGGCGGGACCGGGCGUGGUGGGAAGCUUGGCCCGCGGUCGCCUCUCCUCCCGGCAGGGUCGCCUCUGGGUUUCCCUCAGCUGCUUCGCCAUGGCGGGCCCUGGCCCGGGCGCUGCGCUCGAGUCCCCGCGGCAGCUGCUGGGCCGCGUGCGCUUCCUGUCCGGGCCCCUCCGCGCCGCCCGCGACAGCAUCGAGCUCCGGCGCGGCGCCUGCGUGCGCACCACCGGCGAGGAGCUGUGCAACGGCCACGGGCUCUGGGUGAAGCUGACCAAGGAGCAGCUGGCAGAGCACCUGGUCGACUGCGAGCUGGAUGAAGGCUGGCUGCUUGUGUGCCGCCCGGCGGAAGGCGGGGCCCGCCUGGUACCCAUCGACACUCCCGACCACCUGCAGCGGCAGCAGCAGCUCUUCGGCGUGGACUAUCGGCCGGUGCUCAGAUGGGAACAGGUAGUGGACCUGACAUACUCGCAUCGUCUGGGAUCGAGGCCUCAGCCAGCGGAGGCAUACACAGAUGCUGUAGAAAGGCUGCUCUACGUGCCCCCGACAUGGACCUACGAGUGCGACGAGGACCUGAUCCACUUCUUGUAUGACCACCUGGGCAAGGAGGAUGAGAAUCUGGGUAGCGUGAAGCAGUAUGUGGAGAGCAUAGACGUUUCCUCCUACACGGAGGAAUUCAAUGUGUCCUGCCUAACAGACAGCAAUGCAGAUACCUACUGGGAGAGUGAUGGGUCCCAGUGCCAGCACUGGGUUCGGCUUACCAUGAAGAAGGGCACCAUUGUCAAGAAGCUGCUGCUCACAGUGGAUACCACGGAUGACAACUUUAUGCCUAAGCGGGUGGUAGUCUAUGGAGGCGAAGGGGACAACCUGAAGAAGCUGAGCGACGUGAGCAUUGACGAGACCCUCAUCGGGGAUGUCUGUGUCCUGGAGGACAUGACCAUCCACCUCCCAAUCAUCGAGAUCCGCAUUGUCGAGUGCCGAGAUGACGGGAUUGAUGUUCGUCUUCGAGGGGUCAAGAUCAAGUCAUCCAGACAGCGGGAACUAGGGUUGAAUGCAGACCUGUUCCAGCCGACCAGUCUGGUGCGAUAUCCACGCCUGGAAGGCACUGACCCAGAAGUACUGUACCGCAGAGCUGUCCUCCUGCAGAGAUUCAUCAAGAUCCUGGACAGUGUCCUACACCACCUGGUACCUUCCUGGGACCACACACUGGGCACCUUCAGUGAGAUUAAGCAAGUAAAGCAGUUCCUACUGCUGUCGCGCCAACGGCCUAGCCUCGUGGCUCAGUGCCUGCGUGACUCGGAGAGUAGCAAGCCCAGCUUCAUGCCACGCCUGUACAUCAACCGCCGCCUUGCCAUGGAACACCGUGCCUGCCCUUCUCGGGACCCUGCCUGCAAGAACGCAGUCUUCACCCAGGUUUACGAAGGCCUCAAGCCCUCUGACAAAUAUGAAAAGCCCCUGGACUACAGGUGGCCCAUGCGCUAUGACCAGUGGUGGGAGUGUAAAUUUAUUGCAGAAGGCAUCAUUGACCAAGGGGGUGGUUUCCGCGACAGCCUGGCAGAUAUGUCAGAAGAACUGUGCCCUAGCUCAGCAGAUACCCCUGUGCCUCUGCCCUUCUUUGUGCGCACAGCCAACCAGGGCAAUGGCACCGGUGAGGCCCGGGACAUGUAUGUGCCCAACCCCUCCUGCCGCGACUUUGCCAAGUAUGAAUGGAUUGGACAGCUGAUGGGGGCUGCCCUUCGGGGUAAGGAGUUCCUGGUCCUGGCUCUGCCUGGUUUUGUGUGGAAGCAGCUUUCUGGUGAAGAGGUGAGCUGGAGCAAGGACUUCCCGGCUGUGGACUCUGUGCUGGUGAAGCUCCUGGAAGUGAUGGAAGGAAUGGACAAGGAGACGUUUGAGUUCAAGUUUGGGAAGGAACUAACAUUCACCACCGUGCUAAGUGACCAGCAGGUGGUGGAGCUGAUCCCUGGGGGUGCAUGCAUCGUUGUGGGAUAUGAGGACCGUUCUCGUUUCAUCCAACUGGUCCAAAAGGCACGGCUAGAGGAGAGCAAGGAGCAGGUGGCGGCCAUGCAGGCAGGUCUGCUGAAGGUGGUGCCACAGGCUGUGCUGGACUUGCUGACCUGGCAAGAGUUGGAGAAGAAGGUGUGUGGGGACCCAGAGGUCACUGUGGAUGCCCUGCGCAAGCUCACCCGGUUUGAGGACUUCGAACCAUCUGACACGCGGGUGCAGUAUUUCUGGGAAGCACUGAAUAACUUCACCAAUGAGGACCGGAGCCGCUUCCUGCGCUUUGUCACCGGCCGCAGCCGCCUGCCCGCACGGAUCUACAUCUACCCGGACAAGCUGGGCUACGAGACCACAGACGCACUGCCUGAGUCUUCCACCUGCUCCAGCACCCUCUUCCUGCCGCACUAUGCCAGCGCCAAGGUGUGCGAGGAGAAGCUCCGCUACGCGGCGUACAACUGUGUGGCGAUCGACACGGAUAUGAGCCCUUGGGAGGAGUGAGGCGUGCCGGGGCAGCUGCGGGCUCUGGCAGGACUGCUCCCGUGUGGGUCCCACUAGGCAUAGCUCAGGGCAAGACACCUUCCCUGCACCGAAUUCCUAGGGUCUGUGAUCCCAGUGUGAGCUGACGUGCUCUGCAAAACCGUGCUCUGCAAAACCCAGCGCCCUGCUCCUGUGUGCGUUUGGCGUUGGGGCAACGAGGCGGUGGAUUGACGCUGGUGGCCCAGCCCCGCAGACCCACAAGCCCUACCCGUGCUGGAACUUGCUUCCUGAGGUCUUCGGGAAUCUUCCACAAGACCAGCACAAGCUGCCAGGCCUGAGCUACUUGAAGGGGACCAUCUAGGUCCCCACCCCAUGGACUUUGCCUGUUUUCAGCUCCACAUUUUUUCUCUUCCUUUCUCUCUGGCUUCAGCCAUGACUUAAAACUCAAAAUGUUGGAGGAUGGUGGAGGCCCCUCCCCAAGCAAGGAGCCAGGGAUGAUGGGAAGUGGUAGUCAUCCUCUUUGGUCACCUGCUCCAAGAAGGAAGCAGCAAUUGAGUACCCCUCCCUUACCUACUGCCCUUUUCCAGCUCUCCUACACCCGAGGUGUGAUGGGCUCUGUUCUUCCUCCAACCCAGUCUCAACUGGCCCUGCCCAAAAAAGAGAGAAAAAAAUAGGCUGGCCUGAUAUUUUUCGGGAACCUACGUCCAUUCAACGUUAAAUCCUCCAUCUCCCCAUAGUCAUCACUUCCACAUCACCUCUAACCUGAUUCUUCGUCUGCUGUUUCACCCUGAAGAAUUUGCACAGGUUAAGGCCAGUUACGUCCUCUCUGAAACCUUCAAUAACUCACCUUUACCCAACUCUCAAGUAAAGCCUCGACAUGACCCAUGCUUCUAGAGCUAUGCACGCCCCUGCCCCAGCCCCUUCUCCCUCUGUUGAGGGCCUCCAUUACACUCCAUCAAAAGACUUUCUUGCACAUGGGAAAACUGAAUAAAUGUAUAAAUUCA